Salvelinus fontinalis (brook trout) is the source of this 2347-nucleotide messenger RNA. RefSeq names its product protein PBDC1-like. Bases 55 to 555 code for a protein of 166 amino acids. The record is from RefSeq and is a predicted model, not a curated record. NCBI's taxonomy places the organism in Eukaryota, Metazoa, Chordata, Actinopteri, Salmoniformes, Salmonidae. Gene Ontology annotation, cellular component: cytoplasm. The transcript has 6 exons.
CGUGGGCCCUUUAAGCAGAACGAUGUGACGUCAUCGGGUCAGGGGUUUACAGCUAUGGCGUCGGGAAAUGGACUUGCUUCUCUGGGCGUGGAGGGAACUACAGCGGCCGCACAGGCUCUGUCUCUACCAGCUGAGGCUUAUGGGAACGAUCCUCAACUGGAAGUGAUGUGGGCGAUGAAGGCUUACAAUCACGCAGAGAUCUACUUCAAUCUGAUCUCGUCGGUAGACCCCAGUAAUCUGAAGUUGACCAAGGUGGAUGACCGGAUCUAUACAUCCUUCAAAGAAUCUUUCUCAGACCUCAACAUUAAGAACUUGGACCCAGACAUGCUCAAAACGGCAGAGGCCAAAGAGAAGUGGCGUCCAUUCUGUAACCAGUUUGACGGAGUGGUGGAGGACUUUAACUACGGGACUCUGCUACGACUUGACUGUGUGAAGGACUACACAGAGGAAAACACCAUAUUUGCCACCAGGAUCCAGUUCUUUGCCAUCGAGAUCGCUAGGAACAGAGAAGGAUUCAACACCCCUGUUUUCCAGGCUAAAAAGCAGCCUUCUUAAACCCAUACGCUAUAACCCAACCUGCUAUAACCUCUAACCCAGUAACAGAGAAAGUUGCCAGUCCUGUGUACCAGGUAAACACCCUUUAUAAACCAUACCACCGCCACCUCUAACACAGAGAAAGUUUUAACAACCCUGGUUACUAGUGUAAACAUUCCCAAUGCUUGACAUACCACCAUCUCCUUACAAACUUUUCCUGUGGUCACCCACCUUGUUGACAACAUAGAUGGUCUACUGGAAACUAGACCAGGGGCACGUUCAGCAGGGGUAUAUUCUUUGCGUCUUGCAACAAAAACAUUUAAGAUUUAAGAACCAAAACUAACCCCCCCCCCCCCCCCUCUCCACACACACGCCUGCAUCCCACAAGUGUGUGUGUGUACUGAUGUCUAAACUGAGCAUCGUAGCUAUAUGUAAUUAGCUUUCCUCUUAUUUGUGCCAAGCACUUCUGGGAUUGCGUAUGUCCUUGUACAAAGUUGUAAACGUCUUUCAAAUGGCACCAUAUUCUCUAUAGUGAACCACUUAUGACCAGAGUUCUGGCUAGCAGUUGUGCACUAAAUAAGAAAUAGGGUGUUCUUUCAGAUUUACCCAGUGUACCCGACUGCAUUUGGUUUCUGGCCUCGUCAUGUGUUUUAUAUAUACACACACACAGUUGAAGUCGGAAGUUUACAUACACCUUAGCCAAAUACAUUUAAACUCAGUUUGUCACAAUUCCUGACAUUUUAUCCUAGUAAAAAUUCCCCGUCUUAGGUCAGUUAGGAUCACCACAUUAUUUUAAGAAUGUGAAAUGUCAGAAUAAUAGUAGAGAAAGUCAUUUUCAGCUUUUAUUUUUCAUCACAUUCCCAGUGGGUCAGAAGUUUACAUACACUCAAUUAGUAUUUGGUAGCAUUGCCUUUAAAUUGUUUAACUUGGGUCAAAAGUUUCAGGUAGCCUUCCACAAGCUUCCCACAAUAAGUUGGGUGAGUUUUGGCCCAUUCCUCCUGACAGAGCUGGUGUAACUGAGUCAGGUUUGUAGGCCUCCUUGUUCGCACACGCUUUUCAGUUCUGCCCACAAAUUGUCUAUAGGAUUGAGGUCAGUGCUUUGUGAUGGCCAUUCCAAUACCUUGACUUUGUUGUCCUUAAGCCAUCUUGCCACAACUUUGGAAGUAUGCUUGGGGUCAUUGUCCAUUUGGAAGACCCAUUUGCAACCAAGCUUUAACUUCCUGACUGAUGUCUUGAGAUGUUGUUUCAAUAUAUCCACAUAAUUUUCCUACCUCAUGAUGCCAUCUAUUUUGUGAAGUGCACCAGUCCCUCCUGCAGCAAAGCACCCCCACAACAUGAUGCUGCCACCCCCGUGCUUCACGGUUGGGUUGGUGUUCUUCGGCUUGCAAACAUCCCCCUUUUUCCUCCAAACAUAACAAUGGUCAUUGUGGCCAAACAGUUGACUCAAAUUAUGUCAAUAAGCCUGUCAGAAGCUUCUAAAGCCAUGACAUAAUUUUCUGGAAUUCUCCAAGCUGUUUAAAGGCACAGUCAACUUUGUGUAUGUAAACUUCUGAUCCACUGGAAUUGUGAUUCAGUAAAUUAUAAGUGAAAAUCUGUCUGUAAUCAAUUGUUGGAAUAAUGACUUGUCAUGCACAAAGUAGAUGUCCUAACUGACUUGCCAAAACUAUAGUUUAUUAACAAGACAUUUGUGGAGAGGUUGAAAAACGAGUUUUAAUGACUCCAACCUAAGUGUAUGUAAACUUCCGACUUGAACUGUAUAUAUAUAAUUAUUUUUUUUAUACCUGAAUCUGAAUAAAUGGAUGUCAAAAAUCAA